AAAAAAUAAUGGCUUGGUGCUUGAUGUCUUUGUGUAUUUAGCGGUGUUUACUAAAUUAAAUGAUAAUGUUUUUAUCAUUUACACCAGUUUUUUGUUUAUUUUCACGAAGGAAAAGGACUUUUAAAUAAUGGGCCCUGUUUGCUUCUCAGUUCUAUUGUCAUCUCUGCUAGUAUGUUGUUACUGUGCCUCUCAACUGUUGUUUGCUAACCGGAAAGACAUUCGUCUAGUCGAUGCUGAAAACAAUCGCAGGAAGAAUUCUUCUAAAAUUUUAAUUACAAAUCUGGAAGAUGCAGCUGCUUUGGACUUCUACUAUGAGGAUGGAACGAUCUUCUGGGCCGAUGUUGGACUGGAGGAAAUUAAGAGCAUGCAUAUCAAUGAUUCUAGGACAAACAAAAGUAUCAUCCACACCGGGCUGAUGUCACCAGAUGGGUUAGCAUGUGAUUGGAUGGGAAAGAAGCUAUACUGGUCAGAUUCUGAAACUAAUCGCAUUGAAGUUAGCAACUUUGAUGGUAGUUUCAGGAAAGUUUUGUUUUGGAAAGACUUGGACCAACCUAGAGCUAUUGAAUUAGUUCCAAUGGAUGGAUGGAUAUUUUGGACAGAUUGGGGAGAAACACCAAAAAUUGAAAAAGCUAGCAUGGAUGGAAACCUGACAAGUAGAAGCAUUAUUGUAAAAGAUGAUAUUUUUUGGCCAAAUGGCAUAGUUGCUGACUAUGACACUAAAAGGAUAUAUUGGGCAGAUGCAAAGCUUCGAUUUAUUUCAAGCAUGGACUUUGAUGGUAAAAGUAGGCAGGUCAUUGUAAAUGGAAACCUUCCUCAUCCAUUUGCAUUGACACUCCAUAACGAUAUGUUAUACUGGACCGACUGGGUUACAAGAGCCGUACAUGCUUGUAAUAAAAAAGAUGAUUGCAUGAAACGAACUACCUUUGGUGGUUUUUUGUCACCAAUGGGCAUUCAUGUAUAUCACCAAGAUAGGCAACCACCUGGUCCUACUCCUUGUGAUAAAAAUAAUGGUGGGUGUUCUCACUUAUGUUUAUUGUCUGCAUACAAACCAUUUUAUUCAUGUGCCUGUCCUACUGGUGUACGUUUGAAGAAUGAUGGAAAAACCUGUGAAAAUGAACCCCAAGAACUUCUCCUGCUUGUUCGAAGAACUGACUUGAGAAGAAUUUCAUUGGAUACCCCAGAUUAUACAGAUGUUGUCCUUGAGUUGGAAGGGAUUAAGCACGCUAUUGCUGCUGAUUUUAAUCCUGUUGAUAACUACAUUUAUUGGACGGAUGAUGAAGCAAGGGCUAUAAGAAGAGCUUAUAUGAAUGGAACUGGCCAGGAAGAUUUAAUUACCUCAGAAGUUCACCAUCCUGAUGGCAUAGCAGUUGAUGCAAUAGCUGGUAACAUGUAUUGGACAGACACUGGAACAGAUAGGAUAGAAGUGGCAAGGUUGAAUGGUUCUUCUCGUAAAAUAUUAAUUACUGAAAAUUUGGAUGAGCCUCGGGCUAUUGUUCUUGAUCCACCAGAAGGGUAUAUGUAUUGGACUGAUUGGGGUUUGCGUCCUAAAAUUGAGAAGGCAGCUUUGGAUGGAUCUCAAAGAGUGCUACUUGUAAAUACUUCUCUAGGCUGGCCUAAUGGACUCUCGAUAGAUUUUAGAGAAAAGAAAUUGUAUUGGGGUGAUGCAAAGACAGAUAAAAUAGAAGUCUCAAACUUAGAUGGAAGUGAUCGUAGAGAACUAGUUUCAGACCAGCUGCCUCAUAUUUUUGGAUUUACUUUACUUGGAAAUUACAUAUAUUGGACUGAUUGGCAAAGAAGAUCCAUUGAACGAGUUGAUAAAGUUACUGGUGUAAUGAGAGAAAUAAUUAUAGACCAGCUUCCUGAUUUGAUGGGUUUAAAAGCAAUAAGUUUAAAAGAAAAGCUUGGUGUCAAUCCAUGUGGCAUAAACAAUGGGAACUGCUCUCAUUUAUGUUUAAAUAGACCUGGGAGCAAUUUUACUUGCUCUUGUCCUGGUGGACUUGAGCUUACCACUGAUAACAUGACUUGUAUUGUACCAGAAGCCUUUUUAUUGUUCUCACGGAAGGAAAAUAUCCGCAGAGUGUCCUUAAAAUCCCAUAACGCAGAUGCUAUUCCUCUUUCUGGUGUACAGGAAGCGAAUGCUUUGGACUAUCAUAUUAGUGAGAGCCGAAUUUAUUGGACUGAUACUAGCUUGAAGACUAUCAGCAGAGCAUUUAUGAAUGGUAGUUGUGUCGAAACACUUGUGGAAUUUGGUCUGAAUUAUAUUGAAGGUUUGGCCGUAGACUGGGUUGCUCAAAAUCUGUAUUGGACUGAUAUGGGCUCCAAUCGUAUUGAAGUAUCCCGUUUGAAUGGCACUUCAAGGAAAGUGUUACUGUGGCAAAACAUGGAUGAUCCACGAUCUCUGGUUUUGGACCCUAAUGAAGGUUAUAUGUAUUGGACAGAUUGGGGUACAAGUGGUCGUAUUGAAAGAGCUGCAAUGGAUGGAUCAUAUCGUAAAGUUCUCAUCAGUAAACUUGGUCGUCCCAAUGGUUUGACCAUCGAUUUUGUUGAGAGAAGGCUCUACUGGAUUGAUAUUGAUACUCUAAAAAUUGAAUAUUCUGAUUUAUUUGGUAAUCACCGUGUUCAAGUUCUUGACAAUUUGACUGAUCCCUAUAGUUUGACCAUUUAUGAAGAUUUCAUGUAUUGGACUGAUUGGAAAACCAAUAGUAUCAACCGAGCUAAUAAAACAAGUGGUGGAAAUAUUACUGUCAUUCAAAGAAAUUUAGAUCACGUGAUGGAUGUCCUUGUUUUUCAUACAUCAAGACAAUCAGGGUGGAAUCCGUGUGCUGUUAAUAAUGGUGCCUGCACACAUCUAUGCCUUGCUUUGCCAGCUUCAGUUCAACAUAAAACAUACACCCACCAUUGUGCUUGCCCUACACACUACAGUUUGGAUUCUGACAACAAAACAUGUUCUUAUCCUCAAAACUUUAUGCUUUUCAGUCAAAGGAAUAGCAUUAAUCGAUUUCUUGUAGAUACUCUUGAUUCUCCCGAUAUAACAUUACCUAUCCAUGGAUUGAAAAACAUUAAAGCCUUAGGAUAUGAUCCUGUUGAACAUUUUGUUUACUGGAUUGAUGGAAGGACGAAAACAGUGCGAAAAGCUCAUGUCAAUGGAACAAAGGCUUCUAUAGUUGUUUCUAACCCAAGUGACAACAUACAUCCUUAUGACAUUGCCAUAGAUCCUUAUUCCCGUUCAGUGUAUUGGUCAUGUGCUCAGCAUAAUACAAUUAAUGUAACAACUAUGAAAGGUAAAGCUGUUGGAAAUGUAAUUGGUGAUCACGAUGACCGGCCUCGUUUUAUUGCUCUUCAUCCAAAUAAAGGUUUGUUAUUUUGGGUAAACAUGAUUCAUCCACCACUCAUUGAAAGAGCCAACAUGGAUGGUCAUAUGCGUCGGAUCUUAUUUUCAACUGAACUGGAUCGACCCGUUUCUCUUACUGUUGAUGUUUCUGAUAACCUAAUCUACUGGGGUGAUGUUGGCUUAAGGAAAAUAGAAAGAUCCACUUUAUCAGGCUCUAACAGAACUGUUUUACUUGCUGGAGACUUGCUUCAUCCUGUUUCUUUAACCAUUUUGGGUAAACACAUAUAUUGGAUUGACCAUGAUCAACAGAUUAUCGAGAUGGCUGACAAACUAACUGGAGCUGGCAGGCAACGGGUACAGGCAAGAAUGCCUCUUCUGACCAAUCUUCUGGCUGUUAAUUUACGUGAUCCAGAUCAUUACGCAAACCAUCCUUGCUCUGUUAAGAAUGGUGGUUGCUCUCACUUGUGUCUUUUAAAUGAAGUUGGCAAAAAGCGGUGUUCUUGUCCUCUUGAGUUAGUGUUAUCUACAGAUAAGAGCACAUGUAUUGAUAUCCCUGUUUGUCCCCCAGACAAAUUCAGAUGUCUUUCUGGUGUAACCUGCUUCCCGGAGAAAUGGCGGUGUGAUGGUAUUGCCGAGUGCGAUGACAUGUCUGAUGAAAUGAACUGUGAGGAAUGCAAACCUCACCAAUUCAGGUGCCAAAAUGGCGAUUGCAUAGAUUCUAAACUGAAAUGCGAUGGAAUUCCGCAAUGCAAAGAUUACAGUGAUGAACAGUGUUGCCAAAAAAAUAUGUUCCUAUGCUCAUCUUAUGAAUGCAUCGCCUCAUCUGCACUCUGUGAUUCAAAAAAAGAUUGUUCCGAUUCAUCAGAUGAAAGUCCUGCUAAUUGUGAAGUUAUGUCCAGUCAAAGGCACACUGAGACACACACGAAAGUAACACUUAUCAUUGUGGUUGUUGUUAUUGUCUUUAUUGUUAUUGUUGUAGUAUUUUUCUGCCAAAUGAAAGGCAUUGUUUCCUUUUGUAAACGCAAAGGACCUGCUAAGAAUGAAGAGCUGAGGGAUGUUAUGUUACCUUCGAGGCCUUGCAGUGCAACUGGAAACUCUACGAGCACUGUCUGUCCAAGAGGCGUGGCAGUUUCUUCAUUUCAAGGCUCAAGCUGUGCGGUGGGCGUAACGCCAACUUCACUGCCAACAAGCUGCAGCAGCAUGUAUGACCGAAACCACGUUACAGGUGCCUCUUCCAGUUCUUCCAGUCGUACCUAUCCGCUUGAAACUUUGAAUCCACCUCCUACACCAGUUACCGUGCGAUCUCAAUACAUGCAAAGUUAUUCAUUGGGUUCAUACAAACAUUAUCGCUCCAGAAACAAGCCUCCUCCUCCAACGCCAUGCAGCACAGAUGUCUGUGACGACAGCGAUGCUUAUGCGUGUGGUAGUUGUUACUACAGCUCGGGUAUGGAGAUGUCGUAUGAUUCUGACCCUUUCAUCCCCCCUCCUCCUACGCCUAGAAGUCCUUGUCUAUCUGACGAAAACUAUGAAGCACUGUUAAGGGGCUGUCCGGAACCCCCUCCACCAUCCCCUGUGCCUGCUAAUUCAUGA
Uloborus diversus is the source of this 4921-nucleotide messenger RNA. RefSeq names its product low-density lipoprotein receptor-related protein 6-like (gene arr). Lineage: Eukaryota; Metazoa; Arthropoda; Arachnida; Araneae; Uloboridae. Gene Ontology annotation, molecular function: protein binding. The record is from RefSeq and is a predicted model, not a curated record. The transcript has 18 exons. Bases 128 to 4921 code for a protein of 1597 amino acids.